CUCUCAUCUGAUCUCCAUCGCUCUUCCACCUGAUAGCUGACCCGCCAUCUCCACGAUCUGACCACAACUCUCAUCCAGACUGUCGUCAUGUCUCGCGUGUCAAACAUACUGUCGCCUAUGACUCGUUCUCCAUCCAGGAAUCGAGUACUACUUUAGCAGCUCCUGUCAACAGGGAAUCCCGUUGAUGGAUGCAUCUCCACAGCAAGCCGUGUCGCUAUGGGAUUCCGCGACCAAGAUGAAAGCCAAGAGGCUUCAACGCCUGUCAAGAAAAAUGCAAGGCUGGCUAUGGUGACCAUCGAACGACCCUCCGCUCCAGGCCAUCCACCAUCCCGACGGACCAGCACUGACGCCCCCGAUAAAAAACCACCACCACAACCAGGACCAUCACGACCGCCUCUCGCGAACACCGAAGUCCCCAUCGACCCCAACCUCACCAACCCCCGUCUCCACGUCAACCGCGCAUGUAUCUACGAGCGCCACCUCCCAGGCGACGCCUACAUCACCGCGCAUGUACAGCGACUCCAGCACGGAUCCUACUCCAGCCGAGCCGUCUCGGACAAAGACUUCGACAACGUCGACUUCCUCGGCAUCAGCUUCGUCUUCCACUCGCCCAACACCCAAAACCACCGCUUCAAAGCAGCCACCAUCCGCGCCUCGGUGCGCAGCACCCGCGACAAGUCCAGCGCCAUCUCCCCUAAACCAUCCUCCCAGACCCUGCGCGGCUCGCGCUCGCGAAACAACAAUCCGCGGUUCCUCCGCCACGCGCCGCAUCUACUCUACGGCGCCGUCUCCCCAGAGACACUCCAGUGGAACUACAGUCUAGCGGGACAGAUCGGGUUCGCGGACCUGCCGCUGAUGGCCAGCAUCAUGCCGUCGGGGGGCAUGAACGGGCGAUACCGGCGGUACGAGAUGAUGCGGAUCCAGGGCUCGGUGCGAUCGCUGCGGAGUCCGCGCGGACGGCAGUACGACGUGGAAGCGGGGGAAAUCGUCUGGUCGCUCGAGGAGAACACGCUGCAGCGGUCUGGGCUGCCGCGGGAGUUCACGUUUGCCAUGUUGAUCCAGAAGCCCCGGGCGGAUAGCCGCAUCUGCUUCAGUUUGGAUAUCGACCCGGUUCUGCAGUGCUGGUUUGGGAAUUACCCGUCGUGGAUGCUGUCGCUUCCGAGCUAUCGGGCGGUGCCUCGGCGGCCAGUCGACUUUCGUGUAGAGAGUGGGCAGCGGUUUGAGCCUGCUACGUCGGAGAGGGGGUUUAAUUUUGCGCAGUUAGAGAGUUCGUUUGAUGAUUAUGUGCAUAUGCCUGGGAGGAAGUUUGCAUCUAGUAUCUCCCCCGACAACCUCAACGACGACAACGAACUCCCCAACAACCCACUCCCUAACUUCAACAUGGUACAGCCCGUCCACGGGAUGCCCCAGAUGCCAUUCACGCCAGGACCGGGCACCAUACCGGGGAUGACCCCGGUGCCAGGACUACCAGGGAAGGUAGGGGUAGGAGGGAACCUGGCGGCGUCGUCGAUGCCCAUGCCCGCGAGCAAUAUUGACGCCAGACCGCUGUCUGUGCGGGUGUUGAUGGAACCUAGUAGUCCUAGCCCCAGCACUGGGCGCGGUGAUGGCAGGACUGAGGGGGAGAAGAUGCAGGUUUCGACUGUCAAUAGGACGAGGCGGAGGUCGGGGAGGUGAUGUUUCUUUUGCCCCUUACUUUCUUUUCUUCUUUGUACUUUCUAUUUUCUUUUUCUUCUUCUCUUGUGUCUCUCUUUUAUUAUCCUGUAUUUUCCCCCAUUCUU
Aspergillus campestris IBT 28561 is the source of this 1778-nucleotide messenger RNA. RefSeq lists its product as uncharacterized. The transcript is spliced from 2 exons. Lineage: Eukaryota; Fungi; Ascomycota; Eurotiomycetes; Eurotiales; Aspergillaceae. The record is from RefSeq and is a predicted model, not a curated record. The coding region runs from base 217 to 1674 and encodes 485 amino acids.